UGCGAGCCUGCAAUUGUCCACAAUAGGCCUACAGUGCAGUAGGGUUCGUCAGAGGAAGUGACGGGAACGGGAUAGUAAACUCAAAUGAGGACUUCCAAUUUUUCAUGAAGGCUGCCACAAUAUAAGUCUGGUUAAAGUCGUCUGAACGAAGAGCGCAAAUGUUACAGUAGCCUAAUGAUUGUGCGCAAGAACGUUAUAUUCACAGACGUCAGAAACGCUACAAUGUACCAGAAUAUAGAAUGUACUCGGGCGACACAACGAUCAAUGCGGGAUGGUAGCCACCAACACUUGCAGAGAUUUCACAAUACUGAAUUAAAUCUGUGGAUCAUAGAUUGAACUUCAUGCAGACUUUUCAGGACUUUUCGUUGAUUUGGAAAUAUUUGCGACCGAUUUCAAGAUGAUUUACAACGAGGGUAGUAGACAGAUUUUUAAUAGUUAAAGUUAUUCCAUGAGUUUCAGAAUGUAUGCAAGUGCGAUAUCGCCACCAGUUCGGAUUUCUCUGCUAGUGGUAACUCUUGUAUCGCUUGGGAUUUGUUCAGAACUAAAAGUACGAGUGCGUUUAAGUGAUGGACUAAUUGGGGAGGAGAUUUUGGACGCCAACAGUGAGAAUGAUGACAUUACAGUCGAGUUCAAGCAAGGAGAUGGUACUCAUAUUACUGUGGUAUUUGAUUUCAAACGGGAUGUGAGGAUCGUUCGAGCUCUGAUCCUGGGGGAGCCAGAGCGAGGCCAGAACCAAUACCAGGUGCUGUGCUUUGUCUCGCGCCUCGAUCACCACGAGAUCAUCCCCACUGAGUCCAUGGCUCGCCUCAGACAGCUGUUCUGUGAUGGGAUUCUACAGAAGAACCCCCACUUGGUCCGCACGGCAGAGGAGAAGCGUGGGGUGGAACACCUCCACAUGGACAUGGUGGUGAACGUGAGUCAUGCAGGGCACCUCAACACACUCAUCCACAACGUGUGUAAGGAGGCCCAUGAGGGGUUUUAUACCCGGACAGCUGACACCAAGCAUUGGCUGGAUAAAGGAAUAGAGGCCAUUGAGUUUGAGCCCCUGCCCCAGACAGUGGACGUCUCUGGUCUGCAGCGAUGCCCCUCCACUCUGGACCUGUGGCAGCCAUGCUUCUGCAGCUAUCACCUACGUCUGGAGUGGCUCCCCUGCCUGCUCAAAUACUGCCGCAGCCGCCGGGGCGUGGCUGGAAGGACCAAACCGUACACGUGUGGCAUCAGGAGCUGCAGCAAGGGCUACCGCUUUGACUACUACGUCCCCCAUAAACAGCUCUGCCCAUGGGAUGAGGAGACCUAAAGCAGCUGGUUUUGCCCUUAGUUCUUUCCUAGAUGGCAUUUAGCCUACCGUGCACAUCUGGGCUGAGCAUGGCAGGGGAUUGGCAAGAGGCCUUGAAGUGUAUACAGAGUAUACCAAACAUUAGGAACACCUUCCUAAUAUUGAGUUUUUCCCUCCGAAAAGCCUCAAUUCAUCAGGGCAUAGACUCCGCAAGGGGCCGAAAUGUUGACUCCAAUGCUUCCCACAGUUGUGUCAAGUUGGCUGGAUUUCUUUUCAGUGGUGGAUCAUUCCUGAUACUCACAGGAAGCUGUUGAGCGUGAAAAACACAGCAGCAUUGCAGCUCUUGACACAAACCGGUGUGCAUGGCACCUACUACCAUACCCUGUUCAAAGGCACUUAAAUCUUGUGUUUUGCCCAU
Molecule: messenger RNA, 1694 nt
Organism: Oncorhynchus gorbuscha (pink salmon)
Lineage: Eukaryota; Metazoa; Chordata; Actinopteri; Salmoniformes; Salmonidae
Product: out at first protein homolog
Exons: 4
Coding region: 449-1297 (282 amino acids)
Source: RefSeq, a predicted model, not a curated record